ACCCCAAACUCAUCGCCUUUCUCAAAUCCUCUUACCAUUUCCCUUUUCGAAUCUUACUCAUUCGCUUACUUUCUUCACCAAUCCAAUACCUAAACCCCUAAACUUGUCACUGAUUGAGGAAUAGUGUUCAUAAUCUAGUUCUUGCUGAACUUUGCUGGAAUGGGGGCUUUCUUUUCCUGCCCUUUGGCUAAAUACAUUGAUGUGGAAAAUGGUUUAGAAUCCAUCACUGUGAAAUCCAUCAGUUUCGGAGACGACGAAGUAAAAACUCCGGUUCGAUCCAUCAGUUUCAAUAGUAGAGAUUUGGAGCCUAUGGUAAUGAAAUCGGUCGGUUCGGGGAAGAUGACAUUAGAAAUAUCCGUUAGCUUCAAACGUAGAGAGUUGGAGAAGAUGGUAUCACUAGAGGAAAACUUGCUUGUUGUAGCUGAUAGUCCAAAGAGCAAAGAGAUGGAGAUUCAAUCUCCUAGAUCGGAGUGUCGUGAUCGUGAUGAGAUCAAAACGACGACGAAUUCGAAGCACAUGGCUGCCAUGAAAUUGCAGAAAGUUUAUAAAAGUUUCAGAACCAGGAGAAAGCUAGCAGAUUGUGCCGUUCUUGUAGAGCAGAGUUGGUGGAAACUCUUGGAUUUCGCUGAGCUCAAGAGGAGCUCGAUAUCGUUUUUCGACAUAGAGAAACACGAGACUGCCAUUUCGCGGUGGGCUCGAGCUAGAACCAAAGCUGCCAAGGUCGGAAAAGGCUUGUCCAAAAACGACAAAGGUCAAAAGCUUGCUUUACAGCACUGGCUUGAAGCUAUCGAUCCACGACAUCGAUAUGGCCAUAACUUACAAUUCUAUUAUGCUAAAUGGCUUCAUUGUCAGAGUGGACAACCCUUUUUCUAUUGGUUGGAUAUAGGAGAAGGAAAGGAAGUGAAUCUUGUUGAACAGUGCCCGAGAUCGAAACUUCAACAGCAGUGUAUCAAGUACUUGGGUCCGCUGGAAAGAAUGGCUUAUGAAGUUGUUGUGGAAGAUGGGAAGUUCAUGUAUAAGCUAUCGAGGGAGCUCCUUGACACGACCGGAGUCGAUAAGCACGUGAAGUGGAUAUUUGUUCUCAGCACCUCUAAAGCGUUGUACGUUGGCAAGAAACAGAAGGGUAUGUUUCAGCAUUCGAGUUUCUUGGCCGGAGGAGCCACGUCCGCUGCUGGAAGAUUGGUUGUCGAAAAUGGGAUCCUAAAGGCAGUUUGGCCUCAUAGCGGACAUUACCGUCCCACGAAAGAAAACUUUCAGGAAUUCAUCUCUUUCCUUACAGAAAACAAUGUCAACCUCACUGAUGUAAAGAUGAGUCCAGAUGAUGAAGAAGACAACGGACAACAAAUGCCAAAGAACAGUCACCAUGUUCGAUUCGGCUCAACCGAGGAAGAUUGGGUUCAAAAGUUGAGUGGUGGUCGAGACGACGACAUAGCAGAGCUCAUUGCUGAAGAAACGACUGGCAAGAACUCGAUCAUGUCGACUGCCAAGCUGUUCGAGCCAAAGAGGUCGAUCAACCUGAGUAGAAAACUAACCAAUCUUCACAUACCAGAUCGAGGUAACCUGAUCGAGAAACUCGAGAUGGAAAAUAAGUUAGAAGAGGAGAAUAGAAGUUGUGAAGUAGAGAUCAUCCCAGAUGAAUCAAUACUGAAAAGAAUAAACUCACACAAAGAAACCAAAUCAUACCAACUGGGAAGGCAGCUAUCCUGCAAAUGGACAACAGGUGCAGGUCCCCGAAUCGGGUGCGUUCGAGACUAUCCCGUCGAGCUUCAGCUCCGAGCAAUGGAGCAGGUGAGCUUGUCGCCAAGAAUGGUGGCUGCUCGGUCCGAAAUUCAAUGCUCGCCUCGGAUCGCCAGUAUGCUGAGCCCAAGGGUGUGUAGGGCAGUUGACAUGAUGCACCAAAGUAAUACACAGACAGUUGAUUCCUAAUUAUUCUAUUCAUUUGUUGA
Molecule: messenger RNA, 1946 nt
Organism: Cucurbita pepo subsp. pepo (vegetable marrow)
Lineage: Eukaryota; Viridiplantae; Streptophyta; Magnoliopsida; Cucurbitales; Cucurbitaceae
Product: IQ domain-containing protein IQM2
Source: RefSeq, a predicted model, not a curated record